Messenger RNA from Opisthorchis viverrini, 540 nucleotides. RefSeq lists its product as hypothetical. Lineage: Eukaryota; Metazoa; Platyhelminthes; Trematoda; Opisthorchiida; Opisthorchiidae. The annotation marks the transcript as partial. The transcript is spliced from 2 exons. The record is from RefSeq and is a predicted model, not a curated record.
GUGGAAGAGAGUCAGAGGCGGUCAAACAAUGACUUGGGAGCGAAGUAUGAAAGCCAUUACCAGCAAACUCAGCUGCGCUGGUCACUGCCGUCUUCCUGGAUGGGGACCCCGAGACGGGCCACAUCAAUGGCUAGAGACAUUAUCAGACAUGGCCCAGUCGCCCCCCCCCCCCCAAAUGGCGCUCAUGCAUCAAAGCUAUUGCCUUCAAUGCGUGGCUUCUUAUCCACCCACCCCCCGCUUGACAACCCACUGACAGUGCUGGAUUUACGCACCAAUUUACCAGCUCGUGGAUGCAAUGCGCAGCUACCCACCCACCCUCCAAUCAUCGGUGAACGAAACUGCGGCAGCUACAACCACUGUACGACGAGUACGCGGUUCUUACAGCUGACAAUAAUGAUGAUGAUGAAUGAUUCCGUUUCAUCUCUUUGCCUGCAUCGUCCAGACCAACAACGCAAAGCAGAGUUAUGGGAAAACAUACUACUCGCACGCGUAAUCAGUAGUACCCAAGUUACAUUGGUAGCCAUUGUGUGUCAACUUUUU